Coniosporium apollinis CBS 100218 is the source of this 1857-nucleotide messenger RNA. RefSeq lists its product as uncharacterized. Gene Ontology annotation, biological process: fluoride transmembrane transport. Gene Ontology annotation, molecular function: fluoride transmembrane transporter activity. The record is from RefSeq and is a predicted model, not a curated record. The coding region runs from base 1 to 1857 and encodes 618 amino acids. NCBI's taxonomy places the organism in Eukaryota, Fungi, Ascomycota, Dothideomycetes. Gene Ontology annotation, cellular component: membrane. The transcript has a single exon.
AUGGAUAGCCGCUACGACCGGUCGGUAAAGAGACAGCAGGCGCAUCGUACCGAGCAAGCAAGCCCGGCAAGGUCUUUCGAGGUGGACUUAGAGGGGCGUCUGCCUCAGCUGGUGCUGGAUCCGAGUACAGGUGAGUACUCGAGGCCGGAUAGCCACGAGGGCCCGAGCGAGCUCACUGCGCCGCCGCUCAAGAGUUCUUCUCAAGCACCCUUACACCACCAUAAGAGCCCAGAGGCCGAGCGGCGUGCAAAAGGAAAGAGCGACAAGAGCGAGCGAAGCAAGACAACUCCGAAGUCGCCCAGGCAGAAGACGAGGGAUACCGCAGAGGACAACGAAGCAUGGCUGGCGCGACGACAUCAUGGCAGACCUCUGCUGGGAGACCACGAGAUGCGGCAGAUGCUGGGUCGUGAUGGCAGCCGUCCUGACGAGCAAGACGUCGUAAGCGUGGCUAGAGACAGAUCCCAAUAUGGUCCUCAAAGGAGUCGGCAAGACGGGACAGGCCGUCCGCCGACCAGCAAGAGCGCGCGAGGCGCCACCAGAGGUCCAGCAGGCGGUACAGAAGUGCAGGCACUUUCAGAUAUGGCUACACCGCUGCCUAUUCCUAAAUCAGACGCUCACAAAAUUCGAGAAGAAGAGCACUUGGAACCGCUGUCAUCACAAGCGGCGCCAGGGGCAAUCAAUCUGCCGUCUCCGCCGUACCGAGUCUCACGAUUCGAAACGCAGCUCAACACUGCAUCCUACCUCAUACUCUUCUCGAUUUUGGGUACCCUGGCCAGGCUCGGUAUCCAGUGGCUAACCUUCUACCCCGGCGCCCCGGCCGUAACGCCUGUACUCUGGGCCAAUUUCGCCGGCAGCCUCUUCCUCGGCUUCCUAUCCGAGGACCAGCGCCUCUUCCGCUCCCGACGGCGCAGGUCGUCAAAGCGGACCCAUCGCUCGACGGCCAACCCCACCGCUACUGCCCGCGAAGAUGAAGCCGCCUCGCGCUCAGCCCACUUAAAAGCCAAGAAAACCAUCCCCCUCUACAUCGGCCUCGCGACUGGCUUCUGCGGUUCCCUCACCUCCUUCAGCACCUUCAUGCGUGACGCCUUUCUCGUGCUGUCCAACGAUCUGCCCGUACCUCCCAGCACCUCCACCACCGCAGCCGGAACGCCCUUAUCUCUCAGCACCGCAUCCCGCCACGCCGGCCACUCCGUCCUCGCCGUCCUCGCGGUCAUCAUCCUCACGGUAUCUCUCAGCCUCAGCGCCCUAGAACUCGGCGCCCACCUGGCCGCGGCACUAGACCCCUACACACCCUCCCUGUCCCCCCUCCUCACCAGCACCCUCCUCAACCGCGUCCUCGCCGUCCUCGCCUGGCUCGCCUGGCUCAGCGCCCUCCUCCUCUCCAUCUUCCCGCCCUCGGACGCCUGGCGCGGACAAGCGCUCUUCGCUUCAGUGCUCGCGCCGGCGGGCUGUCUGCUGCGCUACCUCGCCUCCCUCAAGCUGAACAGCCUCGUCAAGGCCUUCCCCUUCAGCACCUUCGCCGUCAACAUCUUCGGUACGGCUGUGCUGGGCAUGGCGUGGGACCUGCAGCACGUGCGUCUCGCGAACGGGGUCGUGGGCGGCGGGAGGGUCGGGUGUCAAGUUCUGCAGGGGGUGCAGGAUGGAUUCUGUGGGGCGCUGACGACGGUGAGUACGUGGGUUGCGGAGCUGGAGGGGUUGGGCAAGAAAGGGAGGAUGAGGAGGGCGUGGGCGUAUGGGGUUGUGAGUGUGGCGGGUGGGUUGGGGCUGUUAGUUGUUAUUAUGGGGAGUGUGCGGUGGACGGUUGGAUUUAGUGGUGUGGUGUGUGAGACUAGUCAGAGGACUUUUGGCGUGGGUUGA